This is a messenger RNA of Caenorhabditis auriculariae, 5324 nucleotides long. The record is from the annotation of a GenBank genome assembly. NCBI's taxonomy places the organism in Eukaryota, Metazoa, Nematoda, Chromadorea, Rhabditida, Rhabditidae.
AUGGGUAUGAAGAAGGAUUUGCUGCUGGUUUUGACCAUCGAAUCCGUGGUGAUCGGCGUCGUUCUUGGUUUCGUCAUCCGUCCUUUCAAUCCGACGUGAGAAUUUUUCAAAUCAACUAGAACCUGUAUCGGUUUCCUAAAAAUAGAAAAAAAUUGGGAUAACUUUUUUUUUUGCAGCAAUGACACGAUUAGUCUCAUCGGUUUUCCCGGUGAGAUUUUCAUGCAGAUCGUCGAGAUGAUGAUCCUGCCACUCAUAAUUUCUUCAGUUAUUUCUGGUAAGGGUUUUCCAAGUCCAAUUUUGAGCUUUUUUGAAAAGCUUUGGCCCAAGUUCGAGCUCGGGACGCCAGAAGAAUCGGAAUUGUUACCAUCAUCUACUACAUGACGACCACCUUCCUGUCCACGUUUGUCAGUUUUUUCAAUCUUGUCUGAAGAUUUUUUAAGCUUUUUGAAAUGUGCCUGGGUUUUUUUGAAAAUCAUUUUUGGUGUUUCUCUUCUUCAACAUUUUUUUCAGAAAGUAUUUUAAAGCCGACAUUUUUGAUGAACUAAAAUGAAACGAAAAGGGAUAUUUUUGUGAAGUUUUUCUUAAAAUUAUGAAAAACGUUGUGUGAUGUGGUAGAUCAAGGUCUUUAAAUUGCAGAAUGAAAAAAAAUUUGAACGUAUUUUUCCAAAAAAAAAAGUUUUGAAACUUCUUUUUCUCGUACAGCAUCUUGUAAGUCUGUAGUUGAAAACCUUCUAAAAAAAAUGAAAACCUGAGAAUUUGUACAGUUUGAGAUUUUCCGAGGUCCUCGUCUAUGACAUCAAACAGUUUUUGUGCAGUAUUUCGAUAAAGGAAAUUUUUAGAGCUAUUUUUGAAUAAUAGUGAAAAUCUAUUUUCAAGCAAUUUAUCCCCCUUUCACCCUUCUUCGACUUCUCUAAACAAAGUCCAAGUUUCAAAUAUUUUAGACAGGAAUCAUUUUGGUUUCUUCCAUCCAUCCGGGGGAUCCAGAAUUGAUUGACGCUCUCGGCGAGGGAACUCUUGAAAACACGGCUCUUUCCACUCUCGACACCUUCCUAGACCAGAUCAGGUAUUUUCUGAAGAGAUUUUAGAAAAAGGGGGAUUUAUUCAGAAACAUGUUCCCGGAGAACAUCAUCCAGGCCUCCUUCCAGCAGGUCCAGACAGAGUAUAUGCCUAUGAAGCCGGUCCGAGUCCGGAUCAACGGAACUUAUAACAUCACUGAAGUGGUUCACAAGCAAACUCUCACCUAUACCAACGAGAUGAAUGUCCUGGGUUUGUUUUUUCGAACAAUUUUUGGCUCAACUUGCUGGGUUUGAAAGAUUUUUUCAUAUUGAAGAAGGGAUAGCUUCUGCGCAUCCUCAAGUACGUGGAUCCUAGAGAGGCAACCUUAAGGCUCUGAAAAAUCAAAUCAAUGAAUAAGCUUUUUCUGAAAAGAGGAGGAGUUGACUAAAUUUGUCGUUUUAUUUUUGUAAUCUGAACAACAAAAAAAGGGACCUCUUUAGGGACCACUUAAGCUUUAGGGGCCACUCAAAUUCUACCCCUAGAGUGAGCACUAUUUCAUCUAUAAAAUGCUCUGUUUUCCCCCUUAUUCCCUUUAGGGGCCACUCGGACGUUCCUAACUUCAAAAUUGUAGUAUAUUUGGCAGUAGUAGAAAUGAAUUUUGAGAUUUUUUUUUGAGGAGCUUGAGAUUGACAGAUGAAAAAAACACUUAAAGAAAAAAACUCAAAUCAAAUUCAAAUUGAAUAUGCCUAUACUUUAUGUACGAAGUCGGUCGAUAUUGCAAUAUCAAAUCCCACAAAUGAGGAAAAAAAGAACAGAAUUUGAAAGUAACCAUGCCAUUUUCUAUGCUUUUCGAAUUUUUUCGAACUUUUUCCAUUCGGAUUUCGGAAUCACUUUCUUCAAAAAAAAAAAUCAUUGUCGACCUAAUCCAAAUAUAACAAUCAGAAAUUUUUAAGAAAAAAAGUAUAAUUUUUCUUCUAAAAACGCCAAAUUUUUUUCAAAAAAACAAUUAUUUCUGAACUCUUUCGAAUUAUGGCUGAAUCACGGCUGGCUUGAGCCUUCAAAAAGGGUCCUGACACGAUCAAAAAAAGAGACAGUGCCUAGUUAGUGGAGAGCGCAGACAGCCCCAUGCUAGCCGUGAAGCGCCUAUAACUUCAUGAUAGGAAACUGAAAUUUAUAGAAUUGUCUACCUUGAAUCUCAGUUUUACAGCUCUUACAAAACUUUAAAAGGUAUCCAAAAGAGAUGUUAUAAACUUUCUUGAGACAUUUUUGAAUUUAUGUUUUAGGUCUGAUCGUAUUUUGCAGUGGUUUCGGCGUUAUUCUGAGCAUCUUGGGAGAUCAGGUUCGAUAAUUUUCGAAUCUAUAUUCUGUUUUCGUCGAUUUUCAGGCGCGGUUGAUGAUCAACUUUUUCAUCGUCCUCGACGCCAUCAUCAUGAGGUGGAUCAGCGCGCUCAUGUGGUACAAGAAAUCAUUAAGUUUUCUAUAAAUCCCAUUUUAUUUUAGGUGCUAUCCAAUUGGAAUUCUGUCGCUCGUCUGUAAGAAUAUCGUAGACAUUGACAAUUUGACGGAAACUGCGCAAGGUUUCCUUCAUUUUAUUCAUUAGGAAUUAUUUUUGGUGCACUUGGAAAAGCUCUAGUGACCACUUAAGUUGCUACUCACUAAAGUGGCCACUGAAACUACCUCUAUAGUAGCCAUUUUUUUGCGCGAAGUGGUCAUUUUAGUAGCUUUAGUGGUUUAGUAGUAUAACACAGACUUCUAAAGAGGCCACUAAAUCUUAGCCACUUGAGCGGUCAUUAAUUCGACUACUAUAGUAGCCACUAAAACGUGAAUACCCUAAAGUGGCCACUUAAAUUUUUCUCUGUACUCAUUGAAGACUCUGAAAGUUUCAAUUUGCUCGAUUUCUUAGUGACUGAUUUGUCAAAUUUUUUCAUUGUUUGGUUAAAUUUUCGCUGAAAUUUUGGACCUUUCUUUCUCAAAAUUCAGGAAUUUUUCAAAUUUUAAAUUCUAUAACAAGAACAAUUGAAAAAAAAUUGAUUUUUGAACAAUAUAAAAAAAUCAAAAUUUGUAAUAUUUUAGCGCUAGCGAUGUACGUGGUGACGGUAAUUUGCGGACUUAUGAUCCAUUCUCUGCUCACUCUUCCCCUUCUAUACUUUCUCGUCACCAAGAAAAGCCCAUUUGCCUUCAUGACGGGCCUGCUUCAGGCUUUGGCCACGGCUUUCGGGACCGCUUCGAGGUCUUGUCAACGAUUUUGAACAUUUUCAGUAGUUUCAUAGACUGAGAAAAAAAAGUCAGGCCUUUUCUAACUUUGGAUUUCUCUGAGCCAUCAAAUGAUCACUGAAAAGCUUUUAGUGUUCACUUGGAAAAACACAGAGUGUUUCAGUGGUGCCACACUUCCGGUAACUUUCCGCGCCUUGGAAGAAAACCUGAAAAUCGACAGGCGAGUCACCCGAUUCGUCCUACCCCUCGGAGCCACAAUCACUAUGGUUUUCUUCGAUUUCUCCUAACUUAACCCGAAAUUUCAAUAAAUAAGGAUGGGACGGCGCUCUACGAAGCUGUAGCUGUCAUUUUCAUCGCUCAGCUACACAAUAUCAACCUGAGUAUUUAUGAUUUGUUCACGAUUAGGUUGGUUUUAAAUACGAGGGCCUUGACGGAGUCUUUUUUGAGAGUUGAGUUGAAAAGUCAGUGAUUCAUGGACCUACUGAGAAAGUUUUAAAAGGCCACUUUAGGGUUUUGGCAUUUCAGUGGCCACUGUAGUAGUCAAUCCAGUGGUCUUCCAUCUUUUGAAGUCUGAGUGAUACUACUAGACCACGAAAAACUACUAUAGUGGUCCCUAAAACGCAGAGUAGUAACUUGUAAAGAGGUGAUUCAGUGGCCACUUUAGUGUCCUCUCCAAGUAGUUCUUGAGGAACCUCUUAAGUUGCCACUAGAGUUUUUCCCAGUAAUAUAAUAAGGACAUAGAUUGAAAAAAAAAUUUCUCUAGUUUGAGUUCAAAAAUCACUGAAAUUCCAAUUCGAUGCUCAAAAAAGGGUCCUCAUAACUCGUUUAUGAGGCAAAAAAAUUUAAAAGUUUUUUGUUAUCAGUAUAACGACGACCGUAGCGUCGAUCGGAUCCGGAUCAGUACCGGCGGGUCUCGACACGAUAGUUAUCGUCUUGACGACUGUCGGCCUGCCCGCAAAAGAUUUGAGCCUCUUGCUUACUGUGGAUUGGUUACUGUAAGUUUCCUCUCUUUUCUCGCUAUCGCUGAAAGAGUCCAGAGAGGCCAGACAGUUUCAAGCCAAUGUGAUAUGCUCGAAUCAGUAUUUUUUUGAUCUCCUCAUGAUCUCUGGAGUUUUUCUUUAACGUCCUAGUUUUUUCCUCAUUCUUAUAGUCUGUUCAGAUUCUGAAUAUUAAGUAGAAUGACGUCAUUCGAAAACGAUCUGUGAAUGACUAACUCUCCGAUUGGUUUUUGACCAUUAGGGGCGUGGCUUGAGCCAUGAAACGAGGUUCAAAAUCUGAACAGACUGGAAUCUUUGAAAUUCAGUCGAAAGAUGAAUUUUUCUUCAAAAAGUUCUUCCUUCAACCAGGGAUCGGAUCCGAACCUCCGUCAACGUUUUGGGCGACGGUUUCGGCGCCGGCAUCAUUCAUCACCUGACCAAAAGCAGUUUAUUAGAAGCCGACGCGAAUGAUCUUAUUCGACAGAUUCGAGAAGACAUCAGUAAGGCAAAUAAGCGAAUGUUGAACUGGACCCCAAUUCUAGACAUUCUUAACAAUCCUCAUUUGGCGAUUUCUGCAAGUGCUCCGGUCAGCCAUCACAGCGUUGAUAACACUGUCCGCGGCCAGCCGCCAGCCAUUCCCUUGCAGGUUUAAUUUAGAUAAAAUUAUUUAAAUAUUACGAGAAAACUAUUCACAAACUUGGAACGCCAGAGUGAUCUCUGUAGGGGCAACCUAAGGGCCCUUUGAAGGUUCUUCUCUAGGGGCAUAUGAGUAGAAGCACUCAAUAAAUUAGCUUUUUGACCCAAAUAGGUGCUUUUUUCAUCUCACUCCUAUAGGGACCCCUCUGUCGUUCCUAAGAAAGCAUUGAUUGAGUUUCGAAUGAUAGAUAAAUAUUUUCCCCUCGGGACUAAAACAAGAGACCGUGAGUCUUUUUCUAGAGUUUUCAGAUCCCUCAAGGGACAACUUAUCUGAAACACCUUCCAUUACAGGACAUGAAACGGACGAUAUCGACGGCCUCUGCAGACAGGCCAGUUCACUUUUCCAAGUCGGCCCGCGCCUCAUUCGCCCCGAUUCUCGACGACGAACGCGAAUCGCUUCUGGCCAAACCAACCGCAAAAUCAGACAUUCACAUCGUUUGA